UAACUUCUCUCUCUCUCCCGCUCUCUCCGUCUCUCUCUCCCUGGUUGCUGUCAGCCCACCCUGGCCCCUGCCCUCGCUGGAUGGUGACUCGCAGGCCAGUGACAUGAGGCUGGCCCCCGUUCUGCUCGCUCUGCUGCUGCAGGCCUGCUGGGUCACAGCACAGGACCUGCCGGCGGCCGAGAGGGCCAUCGCCUUCCAAGACUGCCCCGUGGACCUCUUCUUUGUGCUGGACACCUCCGAGAGCGUGGCCUUGAGGCUGAAGCCCUAUGGGGCCCUGGUGGACAAGCUCAAGGCCUUCACCAAGCGCUUCAUCGACAAUCUGAAAGACAGGUACUACCGCUGCGACCGCAACCUGGUGUGGAACGCGGGCGCGCUGCACUACAGCGACGAGGUGGAGAUCAUCCAGGGGCUCACGCGCAUGCCCGGCGGCCGGGACGCCCUGAAGGCCAGCGUGGACGCGGUCAAGUACUUCGGCAAGGGCACCUACACAGACUGCGCUAUCAAGAAGGGGCUGGAGGAGCUGCUCGUGGGGGGCUCCCACCUGAGGGAGAACAAGUACCUGAUCGUGGUGACCGACGGGCACCCCCUGGAAGGCUACAAGGAGCCGUGCGGGGGCCUGGAGGACGCGGUGAACGAGGCCAGGCACCUGGGCGUCAAAGUCUUCUCGGUGGCCAUCACGCCCGACCACCUGGAGCCACGUCUGAGCACCAUCGCCACCGACCACACGUACCGGCGCAACUUCACGGCGGCCGACUGGGGGCAGAGCCGCGACGCGGAGGAGACCAUCACGCAGACCAUCGACACCAUCACCGACAUGAUCAAAAAUAAUGUGGAACAAGUGUGCUGCUCCUUCGAGUGCCAGCCCGCCAGGGGACCUCCCGGACCUCGGGGUGACCCUGGGUACGAGGGCGAACGCGGGAAGCCCGGCCUCCCCGGAGAGAAAGGCGAGCCCGGAGACCCUGGAAGGCCUGGGGACCUAGGACCUGUCGGCUACCAGGGGAUGAAGGGAGAAAAGGGGGGCCGAGGAGAGAAGGGCUCCAGAGGACCCAAGGGCUACAAGGGUGAGAAGGGCAAGCGUGGCAUCGACGGUGUGGACGGCAUGAAGGGGGAGACGGGGUACCCCGGCCUGCCGGGCUGCAAGGGCUCGCCUGGAUUCGAUGGCAUUCAAGGACCCCCGGGGCCCAAGGGCGACGUGGGUGCCUUUGGACUGAAGGGAGCAAAGGGGGAGCCUGGAGCCGAUGGGGAGCCUGGGAGGCCAGGGGCCACAGGGCCCUCCGGAGACGAGGGAGACCCUGGAGUGCCCGGUCCCCCGGGAGAGAGGGGUGAGGCUGGCGACGAGGGCAACCCGGGGCCGGACGGCAAUCCUGGAGAAAGGGGUGGCCCUGGGGAAAGAGGACCGCAGGGAACCCCAGGUGCUCGGGGCCCGAGAGGAGACCCGGGUGAAGCUGGACCCCCAGGUGAACAGGGACGGGAAGGCCCUGUUGGCGUCCCCGGAGACCCGGGUGAAGCUGGCCCCCCGGGACCUAAAGGAUACCGAGGAGACGAGGGGCCCCCGGGGCUUGAGGGUCCCAGAGGUGCCCAAGGGCCUGUAGGACCCCCCGGUGACCCUGGACUGAUGGGCGAAAGGGGUGAAGACGGCCCGCCUGGAAAUGGCACUGAAGGCUUCCCCGGCUUCCCUGGCUACCCGGGCAGCAGGGGCCCCCCCGGGAUAAACGGCACCAAAGGCUACCCCGGCCUCAAGGGGGACGAGGGAGAGGCCGGAGAGCCCGGAGAGGACAACAACGACAUUUCACCCCCUGGUAUGAAAGGCGCGAAGGGGUACCGGGGCCCCGAAGGCCCCCAGGGACCCCCAGGACAUACAGGACCACCGGGACCGGAUGAAUGUGAGAUUUUGGACAUCAUCAUGAAAAUGUGCUCUUGCUGUGAGUGCAAGUGCGGCCCCAUCGACAUCCUCUUCGUGCUGGACAGCUCCGAGAGCAUUGGGCUGCAGAACUUUGAGAUCGCCAAGGACUUCAUCAUCAAGGUCAUCGACCGGCUGAGCCGGGACGAGCUGGUCAAGUUCGAGCCCGGGCAGUCGCACGCAGGCGUGGUGCAGUACAGCCACAACCAGAUGCAGGAGCACGUGGACAUGAGGAGCCCUAACAUCAGGAACGCCCAGGAGCUCAAGGAAGCCGUCAAGAAGCUGCAGUGGAUGGCGGGCGGCACCUUCACGGGCGAGGCCCUGCAGUACACACGGGACCGGCUUCUGCCGCCCACCCAGAACGACCGGAUCGCCCUGGUCAUCACAGACGGCCGCUCGGACACCCAGAGGGACACCACCCCGCUCAACGUGCUCUGCGGCCCUGACAUUCAGGUGGUCUCCGUGGGCAUCAAGGACUUGUUUGGCUUCGUCGCGGGCUCUGACCAGCUCAACGUCAUUUCCUGCCAAGGCCUGGCACCCCAGGGCCGGCCGGGCAUCUCGCUGGUGAAGGAGAACUACGCGGAGCUGCUGGAGGACGCUUUCCUGAAGAACAUCACCACCCAGAUCUGCAUAGACAAGAAGUGCCCGGAUUACACCUGCCCAAUCACCUUCUCCUCCCCGGCCGACAUCACCAUCCUGCUGGACGGCUCGGCCAGCGUGGGCAGCCACAACUUCGAGACCACCAAGCGCUUCGCCAAGCAGCUGGCUGAGCGCUUCCUGACGGCGGGCCGGGCCGACGCCUCGCAGGACGUGCGCGUGGCCGUGGUGCAGUACAGCGGCACGGGGCAGCAGCAGCCGGAGCGCGCCGCCCUGCAGUUCCUGCAGAACUACACCGUGCUGGCCGGCACCGUGGACCGCAUGGACUUCCUCAACGACGCCACCGACGUCAACGACGCCAUCCGGUACGUGACCCGCUUCUACCGCGAGGCCUCGUCCGGCGCCACCAAGAAGAGGCUGCUGCUCUUCUCCGACGGCAACUCGCAGGGGGCCACGGCGGCGGCCAUCGAGAAGGCCGUGCAGGAGGCCCAGCGGGCGGGCAUCGAGGUCUUCGUGGUGGUGGUGGGCCACCAGGUGAAUGAGCCGCACAUCCGCGUGCUGGUCACCGGCAAGACGGCCGAGUACGACGCGGCCUUCGGCGAGCGCCACCUGUUCCGUGUGCCCAGCUACGCGGCCCUGAUGCGGGGCGUCUUCUACCAGACGGUGUCCAGGAAGGUGGCGCUGGGCUAGCCGGCCUCCCCACCUGAGAAAAGUAACAAUGUGACAUGAAUCUUCCUGACCAACCCAAAUCGCCAGAUUUUUUUUUUAAAGGAAAAGCUUGAAGAGCUGCCAACACGAGCGGGCUCCACGCCCCGGUCCUGGGACCCUGUGCCUUUCCCUGCACACCCGAACCCUCGUUGCACCGCCCCGAGUUAACACCCCGAACCUCCCUCGGCCUGCGGCCCCCCGCCCAUCAGAGCCCCUGACCCCUCACUUCCCUGGGGUGUCAGCUGCACGCUGCCCCGGACCCCCACGCGCCCUGUGGGACCCCCACAUACCAUCUCAUUUACCCCGAGAGUCGGAGCCCACGCCCUAGUUCACGGGAGAUGACCAGCUGCCUCUCACUUUUGGAAAGCCAGCGUUGAGAGGAUUUCCGAGCCGCUUCCCAGGAGGGUCCCCUUGCUCACCGCCCAGACCGUGGCUCCGGCAGCCUCAGCCGGAGAGCUCAGGACGGCGCCCCAGCAUGGGCCAGCACCACCGGAGAGCCGCAGAAAAUAGUGUCUCCUUGACCCUGUGUCCUUGCAGACCCGAGAACAACGGUGCUAUCCUGUCGACCCCCUCCCAUCUGCACAGAGGGGCCCGGCCCCGGGCCAUCUGGUGGCCCGGAGUGACAUGCUAUCUUCAAAACAAGCUAAGCUCCCUUCCCUCAAGGGAGCGGCUGGUUCUGCGUCCUAUAGAAAGAAGACCCUCUUUCUUCGUUAGUUUUACUUCUACUCCUUCCUGUGUUUUCUCAACCGUGUCCCUGUCCACAAACUUUCCAAAUAAAAGUUUUCACUCUUCUCUU
Phyllostomus discolor (pale spear-nosed bat) is the source of this 4001-nucleotide messenger RNA. RefSeq names its product collagen type VI alpha 1 chain (gene COL6A1). NCBI's taxonomy places the organism in Eukaryota, Metazoa, Chordata, Mammalia, Chiroptera, Phyllostomidae. The transcript has 35 exons. The coding region runs from base 104 to 3187 and encodes 1027 amino acids. The record is from RefSeq and is a predicted model, not a curated record.